This is a messenger RNA of Rotaria socialis, 1314 nucleotides long. NCBI's taxonomy places the organism in Eukaryota, Metazoa, Rotifera, Eurotatoria, Philodinida, Philodinidae. The record is from the annotation of a GenBank genome assembly.
AUGUCUCAAUCAUGUGCUGGUGUAUCGUGCAAAGAAAUAUCACGCGUUUUAUGUUAUUGUUGCAAUAAAAAUCUUUGUUUAAAUCAUCUAUCAAAUCAUUAUAGCUUAAAUAAUGAUCAACCGAAUUCUUUAACUGAUCAGAUUAAUAUAUUAAAUGAUCAACUCAACAGAUUGGACAUUGAAAAAUUAGUCAAUGAAAGUCGUCUAAAAUUGGACAAAUGGCGAGAUAAUAGUCUCAAAAAAGUUCAUCGUUUUUAUGAAAAUAAAUGUGAAGAACUUGAUCGAUAUUAUGCUGAACGGAUUCGUCAACAAAAAAAAGAAAUUGAUCAAUUGUAUAAGAAAUUAAGUGAAAUUAAUGAAAAGCAAGACAAAAUUCAACAAGACAGCAUCAAUGAAUUACAAUCAAUGAUUGUUGAUGUUAAACAAAAAAUAAACGACAUCGAACACAAACUUAUUCCAAUUAAUACUCGCGCUUUAUCAAUCGACAAUAGUUUAAUUAGUAUUGGAGAAAUAAAAAUACAAGGAUUUGACCUAAAAACACUUUUAUCGCCUUAUCAAACAUGUAAUUUUUCUGAAAAUUCGGGAUUCGCACUGGCUAGUAACGAUGAAUUUUUAUUAAUUGAUUUAAAUCAUGAUCUAUGUUUAUUUGAUAAAAAUUUGACCAUAAUUAAACAAUCUAUAUGGAACUAUGGUGCCAUUCAUGAUAUAUGUUGGUCAUCGGCAUUAGCUAGUUUUAUAGUGAUAACAGAAAAGAGUAAAGCAUUUUUAGUUAAUGGAAAUGAUUUAUCAAUUGAUAGUAUUGAAGAAAUGCAAAAUCAUUUAUGGAUGUCAUGUACAUGCUCUAAUUCGUUACUUUAUCUAGCAUCGCUUAGCAAUGCCGUCAUUGAAUUUUCUUUGUUGCCGUCAUUAUAUUAUAGAAGACGAUGGGAUCCUCCAAUAACUUGUAACAAAGCUGAAUUUAUCAAAGAUAUUGCUUGUAAUAAUGAAAAACUUGCUUUGAUAGUUGCUAUUUUCUCAGAUAGCAUAGCACAUUUAAUAGUUCGAUCUUUAGCAAACUUUAAUCAACUGUUUUCCAUUCGUUUGGACAUGAGAAAUUUAUCAUAUUAUCUACCUAUUCGUUGUUGUCCACUUAAAAAUAAUGAAUGGCUCGUUGUUGACGCAAAUGCAUCGCAACUGUUUCAUGUUGUUGAAGAUGGAAAACUGGAAGGAAAAUUGACAUAUGAUAAAUCACCUUACAAUGCUGUUUUAUUCGGUUCAAAUAUACUUGUUAUACGAACUGACACUACCAUUCAUUUCCAUCAAAUUUUACAUUGA